Molecule: messenger RNA, 1362 nt
Organism: Laetiporus sulphureus 93-53
Lineage: Eukaryota; Fungi; Basidiomycota; Agaricomycetes; Polyporales; Laetiporaceae
Exons: 3
Coding region: 1-1362 (453 amino acids)
Source: RefSeq, a predicted model, not a curated record
AUGGCGACGGCCGGACCUCAGCAAGUUCAACCACAGGCGGGACCUCUCCCACCUAAACGCGGAGAGAUCGGAUACCGGGAGGAUGUGCAUGGCGCUACGCAGGAUCUCGGUGAGGGUCGCAGUAAUGCGGAAUCAUCCAGUCCAUUGCCUGCCAGACACCCAGCAGACACUCCUCUUCCUCCCAUACCAAGUCAUAGCACAAGCGCAGGGCCAGGUCCUGCUGCUCCCACCAACCCGCCAGCCUCGGGCGGCGACGUCAAUCCCAACGCCACCUCCAACUCUACACCACACUCCGUGCCAAAGCACUGCAAACGCGUCCCGACCGUCGCCGGUCUGCGCGUCAGCACAUUAGCCGUCUUUAUCUUUGAGAUACUGGUGCUCGCGGGCACCAUAACCGGCUGGGCCGUCCUCAUCCAGCGCAUGCAGUCCAGCCAGUCGACAUCCACAUCCUCCAUGAAUAAACAGAACAGCCAGGGAGGUCAAGGCGGACUUGCCAUGGGCUCCGCGCUCAUCUUCGUCUACGUCGCCUUUGCCAUCAUGACACUCGUGCAGAUCAUAAUCCUGGAACGCACCGUGUUCCGCCUGCGCGCAGAGCGCUAUGCGCACAUGCAUCCAGGCGAGAUCCUGCCGACGAGCCAGCGGCGCGCGCCGGCGCACACGGGCAUGGCGCUCGUGCCUUGGAACCGGCCGUCUUUGCCGACCUAUGCGGCUGCGCUGGCACAGAGCGGCGUGAGCACGGGCGACGUCGAAGAUAAUAUCAUUGCGGUGCCGCCGCCACCUGCGUACGGCGAUACGCGCGCGAGUACGCUGCUAUUGGCCGGCGCGAGGCCGGAGCGGUUGCGUGCGCAGAGGCUGCGCGAGAGCGCGGGCUCGGUCAUGUCGUGGACGCAUAUCAGGAGGGCGAGUCGGGAGAGCGAGGCGAGUCGCGCUACGGGGGAUAGGCCGAAGAGUUAUAUGAGCACGGACCCGGAGUGGGAGGAGCGGAUGGACGCGCAGAGGGCGGUGAGGCUGGAAGAGACGUUGGCGAAGUUGGAGGAGGGCGAUGUGACGGACGCGACGGGUGGGUGGCGUGCAUCACGGCUGCGCUGGGAUAUGCCGGACGCAUAUGUGGACUCUGUCCCAUCACAUUUCCGCGAGGAGCUCGAAGCAGGUAUCCUCGAGGCUCGUGGACGAUACAUGUGCCGCCGCACUCGCCGCGCCGCAGAAUUGGACGAUCAACGGGAGGCGCCAAACGCCGUCCACGGAGAAGGCAACUACCAGCGUCUUGGAAGUGACUUCGUUCCACCCAAAUCGGCUGCCUUUCCUCCCACCUGCAGGCCACAUGCAGCGCACAACACGAGACUGAGCGACCACGUGAAGUAG